AUGAGUUUGCAGUGUCACAGAUUGGAGACUGACAAAAAAAAUCUAAGAAAAUGUAUUAGGUAUGUUUCAUUAAUAUUUCUCUCUCUCUUUUUUGUAGGGAUGCCCUCUGCAUCUGUUUUAGUAAAUCUUCUUUCAGUUUUACUCAUCCCUUCUGUGUUUGGAGAAACAGAAAUAAGGUUUGCUGGACAAACAGAAUUUGUCGUUAAUGAAACAAGUACAACAGUUAUUCGUCUUGUCAUCGAGAGGGUAGGAGAGCCGGCAAAUGUUACAGCAAUCGUAUCGCUGUAUGGAGAAGACACUGGUGACUUUUUUGACACGUAUGCUGCAGCUUUUAUACCUGCUGGAGAAACUAAUCGGACAGUGUACAUAGCGGUCUGUGAUGAUGACCUACCUGAGCCCGAUGAAACCUUUACUUUUCACUUAACAUUACAGAAACCUUCAACAAAUGUGAAACUGGGAUGGCCAAGGACCGUUACUGUGACAAUAUUAUCAAAUGACAACGCAUUUGGAAUUAUUUCAUUUAACAUGCCUUCCUCAAUUACAGUGAGUGAACCCAGGGGCAGAAAUGAAUCUGUGCCUCUUACUCUCAUCAGGGAAAAGGGAACCUAUGGAAUGGUCACUGUGACUUUUGAGGUAGAGGAUGGGCCAAAUCCCCCUGAAGAAGAUUUGAGUCCAGUUAAAGGAAAUAUCACCUUUCCCCCUGGCAGAGCAACUGUCGUAUAUAAUUUGACAGUACUUGAUGAUGAGAUACCAGAAAAUGAUGAAAUAUUUUUGAUUCAACUAAAAAAUGUAGAAGGAGGGGCUGAGAUCAACACUUCUAGAAAUUCCAUUGAAGUCAUCAUUAAAAAAAAUGAUAGUCCUGUGAGAUUCGUUCAGAGUGUUUAUUUGGUUCCAGAGGAAGACCAUAUACUUCUAAUUCCAGUGGUUCGUGGAAAGGACCACAAUGGAAAUCCGAUUGGAUCAGAUGAAUAUGAAGUUUCCAUUGGUUAUGCUGUUAUCACUGGGAACUCAACAGCGCAUGCCCAGCAAAACGUAGACUUCAUUGAUCUCCAGCCAAAUGCAACUAUUGUUUUUCCACCUUUUAUUCAUGAAUCUCACCUGAAAUUUCAAAUAGUUGAUGACACCAUACCAGAGAUUGCAGAAUCAUUUCACAUUAUGUUACUGAAAGAUACCUUACAGGGAGAUGCCGUACUGACUGCACCUGCUACUGUGCAAGUCACCAUUAAGCCAAAUGACAAACCUUAUGGGGUCCUCUCAUUCAAUAGUAUCUUGUUUGAAAGGACAGUUAUCAUCGAUGAAGAUACAGUAUCGAGAUUUGAAGAAAUUACCGUGGUUAGAAAUGGCGGCACCCACGGGAAUGUUUCUGUGAACUGGGUGCUGACCCGAAACAGCAGUGAUCCCUCACCAGUAACAGCAGAUAUCAGACCAAGUUCUGGAGUUCUCCAUUUUGCCCAAGGGCAGAUGCUGACAUCAAUUCCUCUGACCGUUGUUAAUGAUGAUCUUCCAGAAGAGGCAGAAGCUUAUCUGCUUCAAAUUCUACCUCAUACGAUUCGAGGAGGUGCAGAAGUGAGCGAACCUGCAGAGCUUUUGUUUUACAUUCAGGAUAGUGAUGAUGUUUAUGGCCUAAUAACAUUUUUUCCUAUGGAAAACCAGAAGAUUGAAAGCAGCCCAGGUGAACGAUAUUUAUCCUUGAGUUUUACAAGACUAGGAGGAACAAAAGGAGAUGUGAGGGUGCUUUACUCUGCACUUUAUGUUCCUGCUGGAACUUUGGAUCCCUUACGAGCAAAAGAUGGCAUCUUAAAUGUAUCCAGGGCAAAUACUCUCCUUUUUCCGGAACGAAAAACUCUCAUCACUACAAAAUUACCAAUAAGAAAUGAUGCAUUUCUUCAAAAUGGAGCUCACUUUCUAGUACAGUUGGAGACUGUGGAGUUGGUGAACAUAAUUCCCCUAAUUCCACCUGUAAGUCCUAGAUUUGGGAAAAUCCGAAAUAUUUCUUUACUCGUAACUCCAGCCAUUGCAAAUGGAGAAAUUGGCUUUAUUAGCAAUCUUCCAAUCAUUUUGCAUGAACCAGAAGAUUCUGCUACUGAAGUGGUAUGUAUUCCCUUACAUCGGGAUGGAACUGAUGGCCAGGCCACCGUCUAUUGGAGUUUGAAGCCUUCUGGCUUUAAUUCAAAAGCAGUGACCCUGGACGAUAUAGGUCCCUUCAAUGGCUCCGUUUUGUUUUUAUCUGGGCAAAGUGACACAACAAUCAACAUUACUGUCAAAGGUGAUGACAUACCGGAAAUGAAUGAAACCAUAACGCUUUCUCUAGACAGGGUUAAUGUGGAAAAUCAAGUGCUGAAAUCUGGAUAUACUAGCCGAGACCUAAUUAUUUUGGAAAAUGAUGAUCCUGGGGGAGUUUUUGAAUUUUCUCCUGCUUCCAGAGGCCCAUAUGUUAUAAAAGAAGGAGAAUCUGUAGAACUCCACAUCAUCCGAUCCAGGGGGGCUCUUGUGAAGCAGUUUCUGCACUACAGAGUAGAGCCGAGGGAGAGCAAUGAAUUCUAUGGAAACAUGGGCGUCCUCGAAUUUAAGCCUGGGGAAAGGGAGAUAGUGAUCACCUUGCUAUCAAGAUUGGACGGGAUCCCGGAGUUGGAUGAACACUAUUGUGUGGUCCUUAGCAGCCAUGGUGACCGAGAAAGCAAGCUGGGAAGCGCUACAGUUGUCAACAUAACAAUUCUAAAAAACGACGAUCCCCACGGAAUUAUAGAAUUUGUUUCUGAUGAUCUAAUCAUGAUGAUAAAUGAAAGCAAAGGAGACGAUAUCUGUAGUGCUGCUUUUGGAGUAAUAAGAAACCGAGGCAACUUUGGUGAUGUUAGUGUAUCAUGGAUGGUUAGUCCAGACUUUACUCAAGACGUAUUUCCCGUGCAAGGGAGUAUUUUCUUUGGAGAUCAGGAAUUUUCAAAAAAUAUCACCAUUUAUUCCCUUCCAGAUGAGAUUCCAGAGGAAAUGGAAGAAUUUACCAUUAUCCUGCUUAACGCCACUGGUGGAGCUAAAGUGGGAAAUAAAACAACUGCAGCUCUGAGGAUUCGACGGAAUGAUGACCCCAUUUAUUUUGCAGAACCUCGAGUAGUGAGGGUGCGGGAAGGUGAGGCGGCUAACUUCACAGUUGUCAGAAACGGAUCUGUUGAUGUCACCUGUACCGUCCAAUAUGCUACCAUGGAUGGGAAGGCUACUGCAAGAGAGGGAGACUUCGUUCCUGUUGAAAAAGGAGAAACACUUGUUUUUGAGGUCGGCGGUACAGAGCAGCGCUUAUCUGUAUUUGUUCAUGAAGAUGGUAUCCCAGAGACAGAUGAGCCUUUCUACAUAAUCCUCUUUAAUUCAACAGGUGAUACAGUAGUAUAUCAACAUGGAAUAGCUACAGUAAUAAUUGAAGCUAACGAUGACCCAAAUGGUAUUUUUUCUCUGGAGCCCAUAGACAAAGCAGUAGAAGAAGGAAAGACUAACACAUUUUGGAUUUUGAGGCACCGAGGACACUUUGGCAAUGUUUCUGUGGCUUGGCAGCUGUUUGAGAAUGAGUCUGCUUUGCAGCCUGGACAAGAGUUCUAUGAAACUUCAGGGACUGUUAGCUUCAUGGAUGGAGAAGGAGCAAAACCAAUAAUUCUGCAUGCUUUUCCAGAUCAAAUUCCUGAAUUCAAUGAAUUUUAUAUUCUAAAGCUUGUCAACAUUUCAGGUGGCUCCCCAGGGCCUGGGGGCCAACUAGCAGAAAGCAAUCUUCAGGUGACGAUAAUGAUUCCCUUCAAUGACGAUCCUUUUGGAGUUUUCAUCUUGGAUCCAGAGUGUUUAGAGAGAGAAGUGGCCGAAGAUGUCCUCUCUGAAGAUGAUCUGUCGUACAUCACCAACUUCACCAUUUUGAGGCAACAGGGUGCCUUUGGUGAUGUACGAGUGGGCUGGGAAGUCCUGUCCAGUGAGUUCACCGAUGGUUUGCCACCAAUGGUAGACUUUCUACUCCUCGGAACAUUCCCCAGCACUGUGCACUUACAACCGCACAUGCGGCGUCACCAUAGCGGAACAGACGCCUUGUACUUCAGUGGACUAGAGGGUGCGUUUGGGACUGUUAAUCCCAAAUACCAUCCCUCUAGGAAUAACACAAUUGCCAACUUUACCUUCUCAGCUUGGGUAAUGCCUAAUGCCAAUACGAAUGGAUUUGUUAUAGCAAAGGAUGAUGGCAAUGGAAGCAUCUAUUAUGGGGUAAAAAUUCAAACAAAUCAGUCCCACGUGACACUUUCCCUUCAUUACAAAACUUUGGGUUCCAAUGCUACGUACAUUGCCAAGACAACAGUCAUGAAAUAUUUGGAAGAAAGUGUUUGGCUUCAUCUCCUAAUUAUCUUGGAUGAUGGCAUAAUUGAAUUCUACCUGGAUGGAAAUGCAAUGCCCAGAGGAAUUAAAAGUCUGAAAGGAGAAGCCAUUACUGAUGGUCCUGGAAUUCUGAGAAUUGGGGCAGGAAUGAAUGGCAAUGACAGAUUUACUGGGCUAAUGCAGGACGUGAGGUCCUAUGAACGGAAACUAACCCUGGAGGAAAUUUAUGAACUUCAUGCCAUGCCUGCAAAGAGUGAUUUACACCCCAUUUCUGGCUAUCUGGAGUUCAGACAGGGAGAAACGAACAAGUCAUUCAUAGUUUCUGCAAGAGAUGACAAUGAAGAGGAGGGAGAAGAGUUAUUUAUUCUUAAACUAGUCUCUGUGUAUGGUGGAGCCCGCAUUUCUGAGGAAAAUACCACAGCAAGGUUAAUAAUACAGAAAAGUGACAAUGCCAAUGGCUUGUUCGGCUUCACGGGAGCUUGCAUACCAGAGAUUGCUGAGGAGGGCUCCACCAUUUCAUGUGUUGUGGAGAGAACCAGAGGAGCCCUGGAUUACGUGCAUGUUUUUUACACCAUCUCACAGAUCGAGUCUGACAGCAUUAAUUACCUUGUGGAUGAUUUUGCCAACGCCAGUGGAACUAUCACAUUCCUUCCUUGGCAGAGAUCAGAGGUCCUGAAUAUAUAUGUUCUUGACGAUGAUAUUCCUGAGCUUAAUGAAUAUUUCCGCGUGACGUUGGUUUCUGCGAUUCCUGGAGAUGGGAAACUGGGUUCGACCCCCACCAGUGGUGCGAGCAUAGAUCCUGAAAAGGAAACAACAGACAUCACCGUCAAAGCUAGUGAUCAUCCAUAUGGCUUGCUACAGUUCUCCAUAGGGCUGCCUCCUCAGCCCGAAGAUGCCAUGACCCUGCCCGCGAGCAGCGUUCCACAAAUCACGGUGCAAGAAGAGGAUGGAGAAGUCAGGCUAUUGGUUGUCCGUGCGCAAGGACUUCUUGGGAGAGUGACAGCAGAAUUUAGAACAGUGUCCUUGACCGCAUCCAGUCCUGAGGACUAUCAGAGUGUUGCUGGCAUGUUAGAAUUUCAACCAGGAGAAAGAUAUAAAUACAUUUCUGUCAAUAUCACUGAUAAUUCUGUCCCUGAACUGGAAAAAUCUUUUAAAGUUGAGUUAUUAAACUUGGAAGGAGGAGUGGCUGAAUUCUUUAGGGUUGAUGGCAGUGGUAGUGGUGAUGGGGACAUGGAAUUCUUUCUUCCAACUAUUCACAAGCAUGCCAGUUUAGGAGUGGCUUCCCAAAUCCUAGUGACAAUUGCUGCCUCUGACCAUGCUCACGGCAUAUUUGAAUUUAGCCCUGAGUCACUCUUUGUCAGGGGAACGGAACCAGAAGAGGGGGAUAGCACUGUUGUAUUAAAUGUUAGGAGAAGUCACGGGACUCUAUCUCGCGUCACUUUGCACUGGAGCAUAGACGCUGACCCUGAUGGUGAUCUUGCCUUCACUUCCGGCAACGUCACAUUUGAGAUCGGACAGACAAGUGCCAACAUCACAGUGGAAAUAUUGCCCGAUGAAGACCCAGAACUGGAUAAGGCGUUCUCUGUGUCAAUCCUCAGCGUCUCCAGUGGUUCUUUGGGAUUUUAUAUUAAUGCCACAUUAAUAGUUUUGGCUAGUGAUGAUCCCUAUGGGGUAUUCAUCUUUUCUGAGAAAAACAGACCUAUUGAAGUUGAGGAAGCAACCCAGAACAUCACAUUAUCAAUAUUAAGAUUGAAAGGCCUCAUGGGAACAGUCAUGGUCUCAUAUGCAACACUGGAUGAUAUGGAAAAACCACCGUAUUUUCCACCUAAUUUACCCAGAGCAGCCCAGGGUAGAGACUUUAUAUCGGCUUCUGGAUUUGCUGUUUUUGGAGCUAAUCAGAGUGAGGCAACAAUAACUAUUUCCAUUUUGGACGAUGAUGAGCCAGAAAGAUCGGAGUCUGUGCUUAUCGAACUGGUCAACUCCACUUUAAUAGAGAAAGUACAGAAUCGCCCAAUUCCAAAUUCCCCUCGCCUUGGGCCUAAGGCAGAAACCAUUGCCCAUCUAAUCAUCAUUGCCAAUGAUGAUGCAUUUGGAAUUCUUCAGCUCUCUGCGCCAGUUGUUCGGGUGGCAGAAAAUCAUGUUGGGCCCAUUGUCAACGUGACUAGGACAGGAGGAGCGUUUGCAGAUGUUUCUGUGAAGUUUAAAGCUGUGCCGAUAACCGCAAUCGCUGGUGAAGAUUACAGUAUAGCAUCAUCAGAUGUGGUCUUGCUGGAAGGGGAAACCAGCAAAGCUGUGCCAAUUUAUAUCAUCAACGACAUCUACCCUGAGCUGGAAGAAUCUUUUCUUGUGCAGUUGCUGAAUGAAACCACAGGAGGAGCCAAGCUGGGGGCUUUGACAGAGGCAGUCAUUAUUAUUGAGGCCUCCGAUGACCCCUAUGGGUUAUUUGGUUUUCAGAUUACUAAACUUAUUGUAGAGGAACCUGAGUUUAACUCAGUGAAGGUAAACCUGCCCAUAAUUCGAAAUUCUGGGACACUCGGCAAUGUUACUGUUCAGUGGGUUGCCACCAUUAAUGGACAGCUUGCUACUGGCGACCUGCGAGUUGUCUCAGGUAAUGUGACCUUUGCCCCUGGGGAAACCAUUCAAACCUUGUUGUUAGAGGUCCUGGCUGACGACGUUCCGGAGAUUGAAGAGGUUAUCCAAGUGCAACUAAUUGAUUCCUCUGGUGGAGGUACUAUUGGGUUAGAUCGAGUGGCAAGUAUUAUUAUUCCCGCCAAUGAUAACCCUUACGGUACAGUAGCCUUUGUUCAGUCGGCUUACCGUGUUCAAGAGCCUCUGGAGAGAAGUUCCUGUGCUAACAUAACAGUCAGGAGAAGCGGAGGGCUCUUUGGUCGGCUCUUGUUGUUCUACAAUACUUCCGAUAUUGAUGUAGUGACUCUGGCAGUCGAAGAAGGUCAAGAUCUGCUUUCCUACUAUGAAUCGCCAAUUCAAGGGGUACCUGACCCGCUUUGGAGGACGUGGGUGAACGUCUCUGCAGUGGGGGAACCCCGGUAUACCUGUGCCACGCUGUGCCUCAGAGAACACGCUUGUUCAGCAUUUUCAUUUUUUAGUGACUCUGAGGGUCCCCAGUGUUUUUGGAUGACAUCAUGGAUCACCCCAGCGGUCAACAGUUCAGACUUCUGGACGUACAGAAAAAACAUGACCAGGGUAGCGUCUCUUUUUAGUGGUCAGGCUGUGGCUGGUAGUGACUAUGAGCCUGUGACUCGGCAAUGGGCCAUAAUGCUGGAAGGUGACGAAUUUGCGAAUCUCACAGUUUCUAUUCUUCCUGAUGACUUCCCAGAGAUGGAUGAGAGUUUCCUAAUUUCUCUCCUUGAAGUUCAUCUCAUGAACAUCACAGCCAGUUUUAACAAUCAGCCAACCAUAGGACAGCCAAAUACUUCUACAGUUGUCAUAGCCCUAAAUGGUGACGCCUUUGGAGUGUUUGUGAUCUACAGUAUUAGUCCCAAUACCUCAGAAGAUGGCUUGUUUGUUGAAGUUCAGGAGCAGCCCCAAGGCCUGGUGGAGCUGAUGAUUCACAGGACAGGGGGCAGCUUGGGUCAGGUGACCGUUGAAUGGCGUGUUGUUGGUGGAACAGCUACUGAAGGUUUAGAUUUUAUAGGUGCUGGAGAAAUUUUGACUUUUGCUGAAGGUGAAACCAAAAAGAUAGCCCUUUUAACUAUUUUGGAUGAUUCGGAACCAGAAGACGAUGAGAGCAUCAUAGUCAGUUUGGUGUACACUGAAGGUGGAAGCAGGAUUCUGCCCAGCUCCGACACUGUUACUGUGAACAUUUUGGCCAAUGACAAUGUGGCAGGAAUUGUUAGCUUUCAGACAGCUUCCAGAUCCGUCAUAGGUCAUGAAGGAGAAAUUUUGCAAUUUCAUGUGAUAAGAACACCCCCUGGUCGAGGAAAUGUUACUGUUAAUUGGAAAAUUAUUGGACAAAACCUAGAACUCAAUUUUGCUAACUUUACUGGACAACUCUUCUUUCCUGAGGGUUCACUGAAUAAAACAAUAUUUGUGCAUUUGCUGGAUGACAACAUUCCCGAGGAGAAAGAAGUAUACCAAGUCAUUCUGUCUGAUGUCAGGACUCAAGUCCUGACGGUAGAAGCCAGUGAUGAGCCACAUGGAGUCUUAAACUUUGCUCUUUCAUCAAGAUUUGUUUUAGUCCAAGAGGCUAACACAAUGGUUCAGCUCUUCAUCAACAGAGAAUUUGGAUCUCUAGGAGCUAUCAAUGUCUCAUAUGCCACGGUUCCAGGAGUGUUGAGUCUGAAGAACCACACAGAAGGAAACCUAGCAGAGCCGGAAGUUGAUUUUGUCCCACUAGUUGGCUUUCUGAUUUUAGAAGAAGGGGAGACAGCAGCAGCCAUCAACGUCACUAUACUUGAGGAUGAUGUGCCAGAGCUAGAAGAAUAUUUCCUGGUGAAUUUAACUUACGUUGCCCUUAUCAUGGCUCCUUUAACUUCGUUUCCUCCCAGACUAGAUUCAGAAGGCUUGACUGCACAAAUCACGAUCGAUGCCAAUGAUGGUGCCCGUGGGGUGAUUGAAUGGCAGCAGAGCAGGUUUGCUGUAAAUGAAACUCAUGGACGUUUAACGUUGCUAGCCCAGAGGAGCAGAGAGGCUCUAGGCCACGUUUCCCUGUUUGUGUAUGCCCAGAAUUUGGAAGCACAGCUGGGGCUGGAUUACCUCUUCACCCCCAUGAUUCUUCAUUUUGCUGAUGGACAAAGGUAUAAAGAUGUUGACAUUCUCAUUCUUGAUGAUGACUUUCCAGAAGGAGAUGAAAAAUUUCAGCUGAUUUUAACAAAUCCUUCUCCUGGACUAGAGUUGGGAGAAAAUACAAUAGCCUUAAUUACUGUCCUGGCGAAUGAUGAUGGCCCUGGAGUUCUAUCUUUCAAUAACAGUGAGCACUUUUUCCUGAGAGAACCCAGCGCUCUGCACAUACAGGAGAGUGUCGCAGUACUACAUGUCAUUCGGGAGCCUGCACAAGGACUGUUUGGGACUGUGACAGUUCAGUUUGUGGUGACAGAAGUGAAUUCUUCAGCAGAGGCCAAAGAUCUGACACCCUCCAGGGGUUAUAUUGUUUUUGAAGAAGGUGUUCGAUUCAAGGCCCUACACAUAUCUGCCAUAUUAGACACAGAACCAGAAAUGGAUGAACAUUUUGUUUGCACCUUGUUUAAUCCAACUGGAGGUGCUAGACUAGGGGUGCAUGUUCAAACUCUGAUAACUGUUUUGCAAAACCAGGCCCCUUUGGGGCUCUUCAGUAUCUCUGCACUUGAAAAUAGAGCCACAUCUGUAGACAUCGAAGAAGCCAACAGGACUGUGUAUUUAAAUGUGUCUCGUACUAAUGGCAUCGAUUUAGCUGUGAGUGUGCAGUGGGAAACAGUGUCUGAAACAGCGUUUGGCAUGAGGGGAAUGGAUGUUGUAUUUUCCAUAUUUCAAAGUUUUUUUAAUGAAUCAGCUUCUGGCUGGUGUUUUUUUACUUUGGAAGAUUCAAUAUUUGGUAUAAUGUUAAGAAAAUCGUCUUUUACUGUUUACCGGUGGCAAGGGAUUUUUAUUCCAGUUGAGGAUUUAACAAUGGAAAAUCCUAAAUCUUGUGAGUCCUUUUAUAUCGGUCAUUCCCCCUACUUUGUGAUUACUCAUGAAGACAGAAAUGAAGAAAAGCCUUCUGUUAACAGUGUGUAUACAUUUACAUCUGGAUUCGAAUUAGUCCUGGUACAAACAAUUGUUAUUCUGGAAAGUUCUCAAGUAAGAUACUUUACUUCAGACGGUCAAGAUUAUGUAAUUGUUGCAAGUCAAAGGGAUGAUUCAGAACUAACUCAGGUCUUCAGGUGGAAUGGAACAAGCUUCGUGUCUCAUCAAAAACUCCCUGUCCGAGGUGUGCUGACCAUGGCACUGUUCAACAGAGGAGGCUUCGUGUUCUUAGCCAUUUCCCAGGCUAACACCAGGCUGAAUUCCCGUUUAUUCAGAUGGUCUGGCAAUGAGUUUGUGAACUUUCAAGACGUUUUGGUCAGUGGGACUACACAAGUUGAGGCUUUGACUUCAGGCGAUGAUAUUUACUUAAUUUUUGCCAAAAAUAUUUUUCUAGGAAAUAAGAAUUCAAUUGAUAUUUUCAUCUGGGAGACAAGACAGUCUUCUUUCAGAUAUUUUCAGUCCCUGGAUUUUGCUGCUGUUAAUGGGAUCCACUCCUUCACACCAGCCUCAGGAAUAGUCCACGUACUUCUGGUUGGCCAAGAUGUAUCUGUGCUUUACUGCUGGGAUUCGAAGCUGAAUCAGUUCUCUUUUGUUCUGGAAGCACCUUCUGCUCGUAAUGCAGCUUCUGUUGCAGUCAAGUCCCUUAAUUCAAGCAAGAAUUUCAUUGCUUUAGCAGAAGCUGCCCACUCACAUAUAUAUGAGCUGGUCUACAUCUCCAGCCAGUCCGACUUUAUUCCGAGUUCAGGUGAAUUGAUAUUUGGACCUGGUGACAGAGAAGCAAUAAUAGCAGUAAAUAUCCUUGAUGAUAUAGUUCCAGAGGAAAAUGAAUCCUUCAAAGUUCAGCUUAAAAAUCCCAAAGGAGGCGCAGAGAUUGGUCUUAACAGCUAUGUGAAAAUAACUAUUCUGUCUAAUGAUAAUGCCUAUGGAGUGAUUGCGUUUGCUCAGAAUUCAUUAUUUAAGCAAGUGGAAGAAAUGGACCAAGAUAAUCUAGUAACUUUGAAUGUUGAGCGCUUGAAAGGAACAUACGGUCGUAUAACUGUAGCGUGGGAAGCUGAUGGAAGUAUUAGUGAUAUAUUUCCUACCUCUGGAGUGAUUUCAUUUACUGAGGGCCAGGCACUGUCUACAAUCACUCUGACUGUUCUUGCUGAUGAUCUCCCGGAGUUAUCAGAGGUUGUGGUCGUAUCCCUCACCCGUGUUACCACAGACGGGGUUGAGGACCCGUCCAAAGGUGCUUCUAUUGAUCAGAAGAGAAACAAGUCUGUGAUCACUACUCUGCCCAGUGACUCGCCCCAUGGCUUGGUGGGCUGGCAUGUUGAAUCUCUGUUCAUCAGCGUAGCAGAGCCUAAAGAGAACAUCACCAUUCUUCAGUUACAAAUUGUUCGCGAUAAAGGACUACUUGGGGACAUUGCCAUUCACUUGAUAGCUAAACCCAAUUCCUUAUUGCAUGCCAAUAAUCAAGCUACUGAGGGUGAAGAUUAUGUGCUGCAAGAAACAAUAAUAAUAAUGAAAGAAAACAUAAAAGAAACUCAUGCUAAGGUUGCCAUUUUGCCGGAUGAUGUUCCUGAGCUGGAGGAAGGAUUUAUUGUCUCUAUCACUGAGGUGAACCUGGUGAAAUCAGACUUCUCCUCAGGACAGCCAAGUAUGAGGAAGCCCGGAAUGGAAAACGCUGAGAUCAUGAUUGAAGAAAAUGAUGAUCCCAGAGGAAUUUUUAUGUUUCGUGUUACCAGAGAUGUCGGUGGAGUUAUUACUGCCUAUGAGGUGCCGCCGCACUUAAACGUUCUUCAGGUGCCUGUCGUCCGGCUGGCUGGAAGCUUUGGAGCGGUACAUGUUUACUGGAAAGCGACCCCAGGCAGUGCUGGCCUGGAAGACUUUAAGCCGUCUUAUGGGAUUCUUGAAUUUGCAGAUGGACAAGCCACUGCCAUGGUGGAACUCACCAUAAUUGAUGACACUGAGUUCGAACUCAUGGAAAUGUUUAAUAUUUCCUUAAUUGGCGUGUCUGGAGGUGCCAGCCUUGGCGAUGAUGUUGUGGUGACUGUUGUUAUUCCACAAAAUGACUCUCCGUUUGGAGUAUUUGGAUUUGAAGAAAAGACUGUAAUGGUUGAUGAAUCCCUUUUGUCUGAUGACCCUGAUUCGUAUGUGACAUUGACAGUCGUCCGAUCCCCUGGAGGAAAGGGAGCCGUCCAACUUAAAUGGACUUUAGAAGAGAAGGCUAAAGAUGAUCUCAGUCCUUUGAGUGGGACACUUCAUUUUGAUGAGAAUGAGUCCCAGAAGACCAUUGUCUUGCAUCCACUCCAAGAUACCGUGUUGGACGAAUACAGGCGUUUCACCAUUCAACUGCAAUCAAUUGAUGAGGUAGAAAUAUCUCCAGUAAGAGGCAGUGCGUCUAUAAUCAUUCGGGGAGAUAAAGGUGCCUCGGGAGAAGUUGGGGUAGCUCCGUCAUCCAGACACGUCUUCAUCGGGGAGCCCUCUGCAGGAUACAAUGGCACUGCCAUCAUUAGCCUUGUUCGUGGCCCAGGGAUUUUGGGGGAGAUCACAGUCUUUUGGAGGCUCUUCCCUCCUUCCGUAGGGGAAUUCGCUGAGACAUCGGGAAAACUGACAAUGAGAGACGGGCAGUCUGCGGCCAUUGUCGUGAUCCAGGCUUUGAAUGAUGACAUUCCCGAGGAAAAGCGUCUCUAUGAGUUCCGGCUCACUGCGGUCAGCGAGGGCGGGGUGCUGAGCGCGUCCAGCAGCACCGCCAACGUCACCAUGGUGGCCAGUGACUCUCCCUAUGGCCGCUUUGCCUUCUCACAUGAGCAGCUUCGCGUGUCAGAGGAGGCACAGAGGGUUAACAUCACGGUCAUCCGCUCAGGUGGACAUUUUGGCCUCGUGAGACUCUGGUAUGAGACUGUGAGUGGGACGGCGGAGGCUGGCCUGGACUUUGUUCCUGUGGUUGGGGAGCUCCUCUUUGAAGCGAGGGAGACAGUGAAAAGUCUCCAUGUUGAAAUCCUUGAUGAUCAUCAUCCUGAAGGCCCUGAGGAAUUUUCUCUCACAAUUACAAAGGUGGAACUCCAGGGAAGAGGGUAUGAUUUUACCAUACAAGAAAACGGACUUCAGAUAGAUCAACCUCCCGAAAUAGGAAACAUCUCCAUCCUGCGAAUUACUAUAAUGAAAAAUGAUAAUGCAGAAGGCAUCAUUGAAUUUGACCCAAAAUAUACUGCCUUUGAAGUGGAGGAGGACGUUGGGGUGGUCAUGAUUCCAGUGGUGAGGCUGCAUGGAACCUACGGCAAGGUGACAGCCGACUUCAUCACCCAGAGCUCCUCUGCCAUCCCGGGAGGUGUGGACUUUGUGCUUCAUGGCAGUUCAGUCCUCUUCCAGCAUGGGCAGAACCUGAGUUUUAUAAAUGUCUCCAUCAUCGAUGACAGUGAAAGUGAAUUUGAAGAGGCCAUUGAAAUUCUGCUCACUGGAGCUACCGGUGGAGCGGUCCUUGGGCGCCACCUAGUGAGCAGACUCACGAUCGCCCAGAGUGACUCUCCCUUUGGAGUUGUAAGAUUUCUCAAUCAAAGCAACGUUUCUGUUCCUAACCCCAAUUCCACAAUGACUUUAUCCUUGGCGCUGGAGCGAACUGGAGGACUCUUGGGAGAGAUCCAGGUUAACUGGGAGAUAGCAGGACCCAAUUCUCAGGAAGUCUUACCACCCCAGAACAGAGACAUUGCAGACCCCGUGAAUGGGUCCUUCUAUUUUGGAGAAGGAGAAGGUGGAGUGAGAACCAUCGUUCUGACAAUCUAUCCUCAUGAAGAAAUGGAGGUUGAAGAGACUUUCAUUAUUAAACUUAAACUUGUGAAAGGAGAAGCUAAAUUAGACUCCAGAGCUAAAAGUGUUACAUUAACAAUACACAAGUUUGGGAAUCCAAACGGAAUUGUUCAGUUUGCUCCUGAGUCUUUAUCGAAAAAGACCUAUUCGGAGCCAUCAGCUUUGGAAGGGACCCUGAUCAUUACUUUCUUUGUCAAAAGAGUGAUGGGCUCUUUUGGAGACAUCAUGGUUUACUGGAAAUUGAGUAGUGAGUUUAAUAUCACUGGAGACUUCCUUUCCACAAGUGGAUUUUUGGCCAUUGCUGAUGGAGAGAGUGAAGCAAGUUUUGAUGUGCAUUUGCUACCGGAUGAUAUGCCUGAGAUAGAGGAAGAUUAUAUGGUCCAGCUUGUUUCUGUGAAGGGAGGAGCAGACCUAGAUCCAGAAAAAUGCAUCACAUGGUUCUCUGUUUCUGCAAAUGAUGAGCCACAUGGAGUGUUUGCUCUGUAUUCAGAUCACCAGUCAAUCCUUAUAGGGCAGAACCUUAUGAGAUCCAUCCAAAUUAACAUAACCCGGCUUGCUGGAACAUUCGGAGAUGUGGCUGUUGGAUUUCGAAUACUGUUUGAUCAUAAAGAACGACCGAUGGUUACUGAAAACGCAGAGAGGGAGCUGGUGGUCAAAGAUGGUGCCAGAUACGAAGUUGACACAGUGCCAAUAAAAAAUGAGGUCUUUCUGUCACUGGGCUCUAAUUUCACUGUGCAGCUGGUAACCGUGAGGCUCAUUGGUGGACGUUUCUUUGGAAUGCCAGCAAUUCUCCAGGAGGCUAAAUCCGCUGUCCUUCCUGUCCCUGAGAAAGCUGCCAACUCUCAGGUCGGGUUUGAAUCCACUGCUUUUCCACUCAUGGACAUCACUGCUGGCACGAGCCUAGUUACGAUUUCUAGAAGAGGCACGUUCGGCCCUCUCUCUGUUGUCUGGACGGCUGGAUAUGCUCCUGGAUUAGAGAUUCCUGAGUUCAUCGUGGUUGGCAACAUGACCCCAACGCUGGGAAGCGUCUCAUUUUCCCACGGUGAACAGAAGGAAGGAGUGUCACUGCGGACCUUCCCCAGCCCUGGCCGGCCAGAGGCCUUUGUGGUCCACCUAUCAGGGGUGCAGAGCAGUGCCCCGGGGGGAGCGCAACUCCGAUCAGGUUUCACUGUUGCUGAAAUUGAACCAAUGGGAGUCUUCCAAUUUUCUCCUAGUUCAAGAAAUAUCAUAGUGUCAGAAGAUUCACAGAUGAUCAAAUUACAUGUACAAAGAUUAUUUGGGUUUCACAGUGACCUUAUCAAAGUUUCCUAUCAGACAACUGCAGGAAGCGCCACACCACUGGAAGACUUUGAGCCUAUUCAGAAUGGGGAACUAUUUUUUCAAAAAUUCCAAGCUGAGGUUGAUUUUGAAAUAACCAUCGUUAAUGAUCAGCUUCCUGAGGUGGAAGAAUUGUUUUACGUUAAUCUUACUUCAGUAGAAAUUACAAGAUUACAACAGUUUGAUGCUGAUUGGAGACCACGCCUGAAUCUAGACUUCAGUGUUGCAGUGAUCACAAUAUUAGACAAUGAUGACCUGGCAGAUACGGAUGUUUCUUUUCCCACAACAACUAUGGCUGUAGCAGUUGACACAGCUCUCACUCCUGUGGAAACUGACUCUACCACACACCCUGGCACAAGCCCGAUAACUGCCACUGUGCGGCCAACCGAAAUGGUUGCCAUUGUGACUGAGGCAACUGACAUAUCUGCCUUCCCUGAGACACUUGUCACCCUUCAUGAUACAACUGCCAUGGCUGAGAAGCCAGAUGUGGCCACUGUAACCGUCAGUGUUUCUAUUCAUGGAACAUUUAGUCUUGGGCCAUCCAUUAUUUAUGUUGAAGAGGAGAUGAAGAAUGGUACAUUCAAUAUGGCAGACAUUCUUAUUCGAAGGACUGGUGGACUUACUGGCAAUGUCAGUGUAACGGUUAAAACUUAUGGUCAAAGAUGUGCUCAGGAGGAACCCAAUACCUUGCCCUUUCAUGAUAUCUAUGAAAUUUCUAACCUAACAUGGGCAAUUGAGGAAGAAGAUUUUGAAGAACAAACUCUUAUCCUUACAUUUCUUGAGGGAGAAAGUGAACGUAAAGUGUCAAUUCAAAUUUUGGAUGACGAUGAGCCGGAGGGGCAGGAAUUCUUCUACGUGUUUCUUACGGACCCUCAAGGGGGAGCUGAGAUUGUGAAGGGCAAGGAUGACACUGAAUUUGCAUCUUUUGCCAUGAUCAUUAUUACAGGGAGUGAUCUUCAUAAUGGCAUCAUAGGAUUUAGUGAAGAGUCCCAGCGUGGCCUAGAACUCGGAGAAGAAGCUGAUAGGAGAAAACUGCAUCUCAUUGUCACAAGGCAGCACAACAGGGCCUUCGAAGAUGUCAAGAUCUUUUGGCGAGUCACACUUAACGAAACCGGUGCUGUUCUCCAGAAGGAUGGUGUCAACCUGGCAGAUGAACUCCAGUCAGUGUCAGGAACCACUGUCUGCAUAGCGGGUCACACGACGUGCUUUAUCAACAUUGAACUCAAACCAGAGAGGAUACCUCACGUUGAAGUGUAUUUCUUUGUGGAACUCUAUGAAGUAGGUGCCGGAGCAGCACUUAACAACAGUGCCAGACUGGCACAGGUUAAAGUCUCACAGAGGAAUGAACCUCAAAGCCUUGUGUACUUUUCUGUGGGUUCUCGGCUGGCUGUGGCUCAUAAGAAGGCCACUUUGAUCAGUUUGCAAGUGGCCAGAGAUUCUGGGACAGGACUAAUGAUGUCUGUUAACUUCAGUACUCAGGAGUUGAGAAGUGCUGAAACCAUUGGCCGUACUCUCAUGUCUCCAGCUAUUUCUGGGAAGGAUUUCGUGAGAACCGAAGGCAUGUUGGUCUUUGAACCUGGCCAGAGAAACACUGUUGUGGAUGUCAUCCUAACUCCAGAGACGGGGUCUUUAAAUCCAUUUCCUAAACGCUUCCAGAUUGUGCUCUUUGCCCCAGAAGGUGGUGCCAGAAUUGAUAAAGUGUAUGGGACCGCCAAUAUCACUCUUGUCUCCGAUGCAGAUUCGCAGGCCGUUUGGGGCCUUGCCGAUCAGCUCCACCAGCCCCUGGAUGAUGGCAUCCUCAGCAGAGUCCUCCACAGCAUCCACAUGAAAGUGGCCACAGAAAACACGGAUGAGCAACUCAGCGCUGUGGUGCAUUUAGUAGAAAAGGUAACUGUUGAAGGAAGAAAUCAAGCUUUCAGUACUGAAAACCGAAGUCUUUUCUAUGAGAUUCUUUGUACUCUUAUUAACCCAAAGCGCAAAGAUACCAAGGGAUUCAGCCACUUUACUGAGGUGACUGAGAAUUUUGCCUUUUCUCUGCUGACCGAUGUUACGUGUGGUUCUCCUGGUGAAAAAAGCAAAACCAUCCUGGACAGUUGCCCAUAUUUGUCAAUUCUGGCUCUUCACUGGUAUCCGCAGCAAAUCAAUGGGCACAAGUUUGAAGGCAAGGAAGGCGAUUAUAUUCGAAUUCCAGAAAAGUUAUUGGAUGUCCCAGAUGCGGAAAUAAUGACUGGGAAAAGUAUAUGCAAAUUAGUCCAGUUUACAGAAUAUAGCAGCCAGCAGUGGUUUGUGUCUGAAAACAAUCUUCCUGCCCUAAAAAAUAAGGUAUUGUCUGUGAGUGUGAAAGGUCAGAGUUCACAACUCUUGACUAGCAACAAUGAGAUUCUCUACAGGAUUUAUGCUGCUCAGCCUAGAAUUGUUCCUCAGACAGCCCUCUGUCUCCUUUGGAAUCAGGCUGCUGAAAGCUGGUUGUCUGACAGUCAGUUUUGCAAAGUGGUUGAGGACACCUCAGACUACGUGGAAUGUGCCUGUUCACACAUGUCUGUGUAUGCUGCCUAUGCUCAGACUGACAACUUGUCUUCAUACAAUGAAGCCUUUUUCUCUUCUGGAUUUAUAUGUAUCUCCGGUCUUUUCUUGGCUGUUCUUUCCCAUAUCUUCUGUGCCAGGUACUCCAUGUUCGCCGCUAAACUUCUGACUCACAUGAUGGCAGCCAGCUUAGGUACACAGGUUUUGUUUCUGGCAUCGGCUUAUGCAAGUUCCCAACUCACCAAGGAGAGCUGUUCGGCCAUGGCUGCUGUCAUGCAUUACCUGUAUCUGUGCCAGUUUAGCUGGAUGCUCAUUCAGUCUGUGAACUUCUGGUAUGUGCUGGUGAUGAAUGAUGAACACACAGAGAGGAGAUACUUGCUGUUUUUCUUUCUGAGUUGGGGACUUCCAGCUUUCGUGGUGAUUCUCCUCAUCAUUAUUUUGAGAGGCAUCUAUCAUCAGAGCAUGCCGCAGAUCUAUGGACUCAUCCACGGUGAUCUGUGUUUCAUCCCAAACAUCUAUGCAGCUCUGUUUACUGCAGCUCUCGUUCCUUUGAUGUGCCUUGUGGUGGUGUGUGUGGUGUUCACUCACGCCUACCAGGUGAAGCCACAGUGGAAAGCAUAUGAUGAUGUCUUCAGAGGAAGAACAAAUGCCGCAGAAGUUCCACUGAUUUUAUAUCUCUUUGCCCUGAUUUCAAUGACAUGGCUUUGGGGAGGACUGCACUUGGCCUACAGACACUUCUGGAUGUUGGUUCUCUUUGUCAUUUUCAACAGUCUGCAGGGACUCUACGUUUUUGUGGUUUAUUUCAUUUUACAUAACCAAACGUGUUGCCCGAUGAAGGCCAGUUACACAGUGGAAAUGAACGGGCAUCCGGGACCCAGCACAGCUUUCUUCACUCCCGGGAGUGGGAUGCCUCCUGCGGGAGGGGAGAUGAGCAAGUCCACCCAGAAUCUCAUCAGCGCCAUGGAAGAGGUGCCACCUGACUGGGAGAGAGCAUCCUUUCAACAAGCCAGUCAGGCCAGUCCUGACUUAAAGCCAAGUCCGCAAAAUGGAGCCACAUUCUCUUCCCCUGGAGGAUACGGCCAGGGGUCGCUGAUAGCUGAUGAGGAGUCCCAGGAGUUUGAUGACUUGAUAUUUGCAUUAAAAACUGGUGCUGGUCUCAGCGUCAGUGAUAAUGAAUCUGGUCAAGGCAGCCAGGAAGGAGGCACCUUGACUGACUCUCAGAUCGUAGAACUCAGAAGGAUACCCAUCGCUGACACCCACCUCUAGCAUCUUACUAACCAUUAGAACGAGGGUACUUCAGUAUUUGUGUUGACGUUUAUACUAAAGUCCUAAGUGCAUGCAGCAGUGUAGUCAGCUGUGGACUGGACUUGAUGGUUAACACAGAAGCGAGCGCCGUAUUUGGAAUAUAAAGUACUUAUCUUUGUGUAACCUGAAUAUUCAGUGCUCUAAUGAAAGCCUGACUCAAUUUAAAUGGAAUGUACAUAUUCCAUGAAUAGUAGUUUGUUUUUUUUAAUAAUCCCAUGUGGCUAACAUUGUUUAAUGAAAGUAAUGAUCAAUAAAAGCAAUAGAAUCGAUGUGGUGUCACUCAGGCUCAUUGUUUAUAAAGAAAUGUUCAUGGGCCAAAAAAAGCAAAUUCUCUAUCUGGCCGUUGUCUUCCAGCA
Molecule: messenger RNA, 19346 nt
Organism: Tupaia belangeri chinensis (Chinese tree shrew)
Lineage: Eukaryota; Metazoa; Chordata; Mammalia; Scandentia; Tupaiidae
Gene: ADGRV1
Product: adhesion G protein-coupled receptor V1
Exons: 90
Coding region: 1-18951 (6316 amino acids)
Biological process (GO): visual perception; G protein-coupled receptor signaling pathway; negative regulation of adenylate cyclase activity
Cellular component (GO): membrane; cytoplasm; stereocilium
Molecular function (GO): G-protein alpha-subunit binding; adenylate cyclase inhibitor activity; G protein-coupled receptor activity
Source: RefSeq, a predicted model, not a curated record